AUGUAUGAGUACAGUGAUCUUUUUACUGAGGCGUUUUCGGCUGCGGAAAGGAUACCAGAGCGCUGGAAAUGUGUGAAGUCCGUGAUCGCCCACGAUUUCUUGGUGGUUCAUCCUAAGGUGCGAUGGGGAGCAUCGUCUGCCUCGGUUCUCAAGGACCCACAACGACAGCUCAACGAAGCUGUUGCUCUUGUGAAUACGUUGCCCGGUUUUCGUGUUGUUCAAACUCCUUCUGACGUAAGCCUUUCUCUAUUCAGAUCGGCUGUUUUGGGUGUGGAGUAUAACACAAAACGCAAGACUGUGUGGGGUAGUGGCCAGAUCGAAGCGCUGAUGACAAUAAAGCAACAGUCACGAGUCACCGCUCUUAUGGUAAACGUGGACAUGCUGUCGCCUCUUCAGCAGCACGAACUCUUCGAUAUUUUCCGCGUUCCGGUAUAUGACCGAUACAAUAUAGUUCUCUCGAUAUUCAAACACUAUGCGUAUACUCUUGAAGCACACCUUCAGAUUCAACUUGCAGAAAUUCCAUACAUCCGUGUAGACGAGUUCGAGGUAUUGCGAUUGCGAGAACAGAGUCUACGCAAAAAAUUGAGACAUCUGGUCGAAAAGAAUGUGGAAAGGGCUAGAGAAGAAACCCAAGGAGCAGCAAUGGUUGCUGUUGUAGGGUAUACGAAUGCGGGAAAAACUAGUCUUGUAAAAUGUCUCACUGGUGCCGUUGGCUUACUGCCUGAGGAUCGUCUUUUCGCAACCCUCGACACCACGAGGCAUGCAGCGAGGCUUCCAUCGGGUCGUAAGGUCGUCUUUGCUGACACUAUCGGCUUUUUGAGCGAGCUGCCAAUGCAUCUGCUGGCAGCAUUCCAUGCAACACUAUCCCAUGUGAAACUAGCAGAUGUUAUAAUUCACAUUCGUGAUCUGUCGAAUCCGGACUGGCCAGCUCAAAGCGAGGACGUCUACAAAACCCUUGAAGCUAUCGGCUUGCCACAUGAUCGUAUCAACGACAUAAUCGUGGCCGAUAACAAAGUAAGUGCAAAAGUCUGCAUAAGUACAAUAACAGAUAACGCAGUCAAAUACUCGCUUUCCUCGUUGAGCAUAAAAGCAAUUUUAGUGUUUUUUUCGUUUUUGGGUCGACGUGUAUGGGACCCCGAUUACUUCAAAUUCCGAUGCUAUAAAGAUAUCAUGCCGGACCUCCGAAGGUGUGGAAAAACUUAUACAACGGAUCGAUAG
This is a messenger RNA of Angiostrongylus costaricensis, 1218 nucleotides long. The record is from the annotation of a GenBank genome assembly. Lineage: Eukaryota; Metazoa; Nematoda; Chromadorea; Rhabditida; Metastrongylidae.